Micromonas pusilla CCMP1545 is the source of this 1992-nucleotide messenger RNA. RefSeq lists its product as uncharacterized. Lineage: Eukaryota; Viridiplantae; Chlorophyta; Mamiellophyceae; Mamiellales; Mamiellaceae. Gene Ontology annotation, molecular function: monooxygenase activity; heme binding; iron ion binding. The record is from RefSeq and is a predicted model, not a curated record. Bases 1 to 1992 code for a protein of 663 amino acids. The transcript is spliced from 2 exons.
AUGAGCGGCGCGUCGCGCGGCGACGGCGGGGGCUACUUCACGAACGACCGCGCGGUCAAGUACGGCUACGGCGUCCCCAGGCUCGCGCUCGUGACGCUCUUCGCGUUCGAGAUCGUCCCUCGGCUGUUCCUCGCGGCGGAGCGCGGAGGCUCCGCCACGUCCGCGGCGACCUCGAGCGCGUCCGCCGCCGACGCGGCUUUCGAGUUUUUCACGUCGUCGCCGCCGGCCGACCCGCGGCGAUGGGCGCUCACGCUCGCGCCGUAUCUCGCGUCUCGAAGGUUCAUCGGGCACGUGUACAUCGGCAGCAUCGGCGCGGGGGUCAACGUCCAGGUGUUAGGUUUCUUCGGGAACAUCCUCAUGCUCCUCCUCGCGGCGUUCGCGUGCGUCUGGGACGCGAAGCGCGAUCUAUCCAUCGUGAUUUACCUCAUGAAGACCUUCGCGGGGGACCAGCUCGCGGGGAAGCUCGACACCGCGGAGUGGAAGCUCGUGCUGUUCUUCACGUUCGGGUGCAUGGCGCCGUGGGUGUACUUCGCGAGCGGGUCGAUGGACGCCGCGGCGAGCGCGUUCGCGCUGUACGCGAGGAUUUUGCCGAUUUUGUUCCUCGUGCAAGCCGUGUGCGAAUACGGAGACGCGCACUACGAGCGAUUCGUGUUUUUCCGGCAUCGGUACGGCUUUGAGUUUUUCACGCUCCUGGCGCUGACGUCGCUCCCCGGAGGCAUCACCCCCGAGGAGCUCAGGGUCGUGCAGUACGACCUCGUGAUCUGCCUCAUGUACCGCGUCUCGAACUUGAUCAUCAUCGCGAACAAAAACGGUCUCUGCAGCGGCGUUUUAGGGUGCUUCACGAUCGCGGCGCGCAAGCUUUGCUUCGCCGCGUUUGGCGUCCUGCGAGGCCAACGACUGGUAAACGUCACCGACCCCGAGGUGGCGACCGCGGUGAUGCGCGCGAGCGUCGUGAAGGGCGACGCGCUCGAGAGGCACGUCGCGACGCCGGCGUGGCGGCCGCUGCUGAGCCUGGAGUCGGUGGACGGGGAGCUCCACUCGUCGAUGAUGCGCGAUUUCCACGACUUGGCGCGACGGCUCCCGAGCCCGGGGCGACUCGGGGAGAUCGCGACGCGGCGCGUCACGGAGCUGAUUCGCGCGCACGAGCUCAAGGCGCGCAUCGCGAAAGCGGCCAAGGCAAAGGAGCUGGGCGUGGACGUCGACGUCGCGAUCGACGCGCGCGCGGUGGCGAGGCUAUCUCUGACGGUGUUCGUCGAGUACGUCUUCGGGCGACGGUGGGAGCCCGCGUUUGAACCUCUGCUCGACGCGACGUGGGAGUGGCGGAAGGAGAUCGCGGUGCGCGGCAAGGCGGACGUGAAGCUCAAACGGAUCGCGGUGGACGUCGUCGUGAACGACUUGCUGCGGAAGCACCCGGUGCUGUGGCACGUCCACGGCGAAGACUGGGCGAAGCCGCGGUAUUACUCUCUGAUUCUUCAGCCGUAUCUCGUGUCUCCCGCGAUCAACGUCGGGGACAUCGCCGUCGCGAUGGCGCGGCACCCGAACUUAUCGCUCGAGAACGCGAUGCGGCGGAUGCAUCCGUUCCCGAUAUUCGAGCGCUACGUCGACAGGGACGUUUUGAUUCGCGGGAAGGUGGUCGUUCGCGCGCACACCCAGGUGAUCAUGUUUACGACGGAUUUCGCGUCGACGCGAUACCGAAACGCGCAGUGGCCCGUCUUCGGCGCGGGGCCCAGGGCGUGCGCGGGGACGCAGCUCGCGCUCGGGAUCCUCGCGGCGAUUCGGAACAACAUGGUCGGGCACGAGCUGUUCGAGCCGACGAUCGGGCACCGGCACUCGGGGCGGCACAACGACGGCGUGACGACGCCGGCGGAGGCGUUUUACAGCGCGGCGACGAUUCUGCCGAUCGUGAUGGGGUGGCGCGGGGACGAGUUCAGCGACGACGCGGAGUCGUUGGAGCUCGCGGCGGCGGCGGCGCUGAGCGGGCGCGUGCGGUGA